GCAGCCAGCCUUCACCAACGACGUCGACGUACACACUCCCACAACGGCAACACCUUUUGAACGGAGUGCGUACGCGAAAGCGCAAGGAUGAGUCGCGGCUCCUCCUCGUAUUCCUCCUCAUCGUUCUCCGCGGCGUCUGCGGUCCCCUUGGGCGAAGGCGCCAAUGAUGCCGCCCAGUACGUGCAGGUGUCCGCGGCAGAGAAGCGGCACGAGUGGAGCUCGACGCAGCCGCAUGUUGUCCCCUCUGCUGUCUCGAGCUCUACCUCAACCUCCAUGCUGCCUCCCUUGCCCGGUACGUCGCUUCCUCGCCGGCCUCGCACGCUCUCGGAAGCCUCCUCGAACGCCUCCUGGAUCUCACGGAGCCCUCGACGAAAAAGAAGCAGAGAAGCCGACGUCGCCUCACAAGAGCAGCUGCAGCAGCUGCAGCAAUGGGAGAGGGAGAGUAGUCCUCGCACCAUCGUCCGCACGGCAGACAUGGAACGGAGCAGAAGAGCUGUACAGGCGUCGCGAUCCACCUCUCCUCUCGACUCUUGUCAACUCUCUGCCCCGCGCACGCGCUCCUCUUCGUCUACGAGGGCGACGAUGAUGAUGACGCCGCCACCACAAGCCCCAGCCAGCAUCUCUACAACGCCUCUUCAGACGUUGUCCCGCAGCAGCAGCAGCAGCAGCAGCAGCGGAUUUUUCGAAAUUAUGCUGAACCACGCUCGCGUGAACGUCGACCGGCGAUACCCCUUCUUAAAUCCCACCUCCCUCUUCACGGCGCGUGCGACCCCCAGCGACUCGGUGGUGCCGCCGAACCUGCAUCGCUACGGCAACCGCCCUGUCUUACUGCUCGACUCCACGGGGGCCCUGUACCUGCAGAUGCAACGACGUGCACGUCGACAGGAAAUCCUCACCGGCAUAGGCAGACUGUUGGCCGAACGUGCCGAUUUGAUACAGACGGCGCGGGUGUGGCGGAUGCGGCUUCUGCGGUCGACGAGGCGCAACAGCAGCGUGUUUGAUGUGGCAACGAGCUCAAUUCCCACCGGUGAACAAGCAGAGGAGGAGGAGGGGGAGGGGGUACACACGAAAAGUAUCGUGGUCGUCCAUGAAGGUGUUCGCCGCAGCGCCGCAGACGUGCAGCACCUCAUCCGCUCCACCGGUGCCCGCCGUGCUGCCAUCACUCUUGAACUGAAGGCGCUGCGCAGCCAACUCGCACACCUCACGCAAGCCAAGCGCUACGGCGAGGCAACCCGCGAAGGCUGUGUCCUCCUGCUUCCGUCUCCCGUAACGCACGAGGUGCGGCUCUGCUCCGGACACCACUACCGCACCGUCUGUUUUGUUGGGGAGGAGUUGAUGGACAUUGUGCCGGGCGACGGCCUUGCUCCGCCUCCGCUGUCCGCCCCAUCGUCAUUAACCACCACAACGGCAGCGGCGGCAGCGAGGCGGUCCCUAUCCUCAGAAGCCGGCUCCCGGCCUCCUCACCACAGUCCGCCCACGGUCGUACCACCAACACCACCACUCGAGGCAGAGGACGACCCGGCACAGCGUGCGGCCCAGCCACCGACUCCAUCGUGGGUGAACGCAGAGCUGUCGGGCUACACCAUCUUUCGCCGUCUGCGUGCGGCAGAGGAGAAGCGACGGAGACACGGCGGGAGGCGUGGACGCGCCGUCAGCGGCGACGGCGACAGCAGUGACGAGGCAACCGCUACGUUAAACGCUUACCUGGCGCUGUCGGCGUGUGAGGCCGCCAUGUAUCGUGAGUGGGGGAUACAGAAGUACGGACUAUUCUAG
Molecule: messenger RNA, 1773 nt
Organism: Leptomonas pyrrhocoris
Lineage: Eukaryota; Euglenozoa; Kinetoplastea; Trypanosomatida; Trypanosomatidae
Exons: 1
Coding region: 691-1773 (360 amino acids)
Source: RefSeq, a predicted model, not a curated record